GGGGGGGGGGGGGGCGGUUGGGCGCGGGCACGCGCUCGCUGAGGUUUGAAGGAGGGGGGGGGGAGCGCGCGCUCGUAUGUAAAUGAGCGGGCGUGAGGUCAGAGGCAGAUGGAAAAGGGAACAGACAGAAUGGCCGCCGCGGCUCCCGCUCCUCCUGCCGCCGCCGCCUCCUCCUCGCAGUGCCGGAGCCCCCGCUGCACGGCGGAGCGCAGGGGAGUCCGCCGCGAACUCGACUCCUGGCGGCACCGGCUCAUGCACUGUGUGGGUUUUGAAAGCAUUUUAGAAGGGCUUUAUGGACCAAGGCUACGAAGAGACCUCAGUUUAUUUGAAGACUGUGAGCCAGAAGAGCUAACUGACUGGUCUAUGGAUGAGAAAUGUUCCUUUUGUAAUUUACACAAAGAAACAGUCAGUGAUCGUGCAUCAAUUAUUGGUUCUUCACAGUCAACGCCUACAGAGGAACUAUCAUCUCAGGGCCAGUCCAACACUGAUAAGAUUGAAUGCCAAGCAGAAAACUAUCUAAAUGCACUCUUUCGAAAGAAAGAUCUUCCUCAGAACUGUGAUCCUAACAUUCCCCUAGUUGCUCAGGAAUUAAUGAAAAAAAUGAUCCGCCAGUUUGCGAUUGAGUACAUUUCAAAAAGUAGCAAAAUUCAAGAGAACAGAAAUGGUUCAUCGUUUGAACCAAGUAUGAUAUGUAAAAGUAUCCAAAUGAACCAAACGGAAAACUCCCUUCAGGAAGAACAGGAUAGCCCUCUAGACCUCACUGUGAAUCGAACUCAAGAACAGAAUACUCAGCAAGGGGAUGGAGUGCUAGAUCUCUCUACAAAGAAAAGCGCAAGGUUGGAAGAACCCAAAUAUGAUCCAUUGUGUUCUGAAAACUCGGUGUCUGGGAGACUACACAGACACAGAGAGGACUAUGUGGAAAGAAGUGCUGAGUUUGCAGAUGGUUUGCUCUCAAAAGCUUUGAAAGACAUUCAGUCUGGAGCACUGGACAUAAAUAAAGCAGGCAUACUUUAUGGCAUACCUCAAAAAACUUUACUUCUCCACUUAGAAGCCUUACCAGCAGGAAAGCCUGCACCUUUUAAAAACAAAACUCGAGAUUUCAAUGAUAGUUAUUCAUUUAAAGACAGUAAAGAAACUUGUGCAGUCCUACAAAAAGUAGCCUUGUGGGCAAGAGCUCAAGCAGAGCGCACAGAAAAAAGUAAACUCAGUCUACUUGAAACCUCAGAAUUAAAAUUCCCAACAGCUUCCAGUUACCUCCACCAGUUAACUCUACAGAGAAUGGUCACACAAUUUAAAGAAAAAAGUGAAAAUCUACAAUAUGAAACUACAAGUCCUACUGUACAAUUAAAAAUUCCUCAGCUAAGAAUAAGUUCUGUGUCCAAACCACAGUCUGAUACUGCUGGUCUUCUGGAUGUUAUGUACCACGUUUCUAAAACCUCCUCAGUCUUAGAAGGAUCAGCUCUUCAAAAAUUGAAAAAUAUACUCCCUAAACAGAACAAAAUUGAAUGUUCUGGACCUGUAACUCACUCAAGUGUUGAUUCCUACUUUCUGCAUGGGGACCUCUCUCCUUUGUGUCUUAAUGCUAAGAAUGGGACAGUAGAUGGAACCUCAGAAAAUACAGAAGAUAGUUUGGAUCGUAAAGAUAAUAAGCAGCCAAGAAAAAAACGUGGCCGCUAUCGGCAGUACGAUCAUGAAAUAAUGGAAGAAGCAAUUGCAAUGGUAAUGAGUGGGAAAAUGAGUGUUUCCAAAGCACAAGGAAUUUAUGGGGUACCUCACAGCACUUUAGAAUAUAAAGUAAAAGAAAGAUCUGGAACAUUGAAGACUCCGCCGAAGAAGAAACUCCGAUUACCAGAUACUGGCUUAUUUAAUAUGACAGAUUCAGGGACUGGCAGCUGCAAAAAUAGUAGCAAGCCUGUGUAGAAUAAUUGUUAGCAAAUUGUUUUGUGUGUGUGUGUAUGUAUGUCUGUAUACACACACUGUGUGAGAAAUACAUAUGUUCACUCUGACAGAAGACGUGAAAUUAUACAGUUCAAAAACCACAUACAUGCCUUUUGAAAAAUAGUUUUAUUCAGGGUUUUCACUGUGGACAGAAUUAUAGAGUUGCUCACUUAAUUCUGAUAGUGUGUAUUUAAUAUAAUCCUUGUAUAAAUAGGUGAAAAGAUUCAGGUUUUAUUUAGUAGUCAAUAGCAUAAAGAUGUUUUGGGAAAACAAGUAUUUGUCAUGUGAAACAUAAUUUUUAAUUGGUGAAAAACCACUCUACCCAUUCAACAAACCAUCUUAUUACGGAAAUACAAGAACAAUGGUUAGCAAACUUCUAAACUUCACAGAAUACUUGCAAUAAAUUGUAAGUAACUCAGAUUAUACAAAUCAAGGGAUUUUUUAAAAAGCUAGUUCCUUAAAAGAAAGUGAAUUUGUGAAGUAUUAGUAGGAUAUAGUACAUUCUGUGAAAGAAAAAAAACUUCAUCGUUACUUAAAUAUCCAAUACAAGUAAAAAAUAAACAUUUCAUUACUAAAAAUGUGUGUUAGCAGGCAUAAACUGCAUUUUUUUAUCAUUUUAAGACAAUUUUGUUGGUGGUUUAGAAAGAAAUUGGUGUUUACAAAGUGUACACUUAUGAAACCUGAGAAAUUACUGUAGUUAUAGAAUUAUUAAAUAUGAAAUAAGAUGGAAUACUAAGAGCAUAAAAUAAUUUAAACUUAAACCUAAUUUUCCUUUUUAGUUUGAAAAAUAAGGUGACUUGUAAGGUUUAAAAAGAAGGUUGGAAUGCAACUUAGAGCAUGUUCAUAAUGUGCACAGAAUGAGCUUGAGAAUGGCGUUUUGUUUUGUUGUUCUUUUUUUUGUUUAAACGUUAGUUUAAACAAAGUGUUUAAAGUUAGUGUUUGGUUAGUUGACGUUAUGACUACUUAAAAUUUAUUUAAGGAUUGUGUCACACUCCUAUUGAAAAACCUCACUGUAACUGUAAUGUAUUUGCUGCUGUGACAUUUCAAAACAUUUUCAGUUUAUCAAAAUGAAUACCAAGUUACAUUAUCAUUUUGCUAAUAACCAAAUUUGCAGUUCAGGGUCUUGAUAGAAAUACAAAUAUUGAACAGUGAAGCUGUUUUGAACGUUCAAUAAUAUAAAUUCUUUAUAAAUUUGGUAGUUAGAAGCUAGACAGUUCACUUUAAAUAGGUAACUUUUAAUAGAAUUUAAGGGAGACCAAUUACCUUCAUAUUGCAGUUUUUAAAUGAAUUUCAAAGUAUUCACAUUGGACUUUAUAUCAUACUUAAUUUUUUCAUGGAAUAUCACAAAGAACGUGUCUACAUACGAAGAAUGGGGGCUUGCUUCAUGCAUUUGAUACAGAACAUCAAUGCCCUUUUCCUCUCAAAAUGUAAUUACUUCUGUAUGCAUCUAAUUUGGGUAGAAAAAGACUUCUCUCCAACUUUUAUACAUUUGUUGCACAUGCAUACAUUGUCAAUUUUUUUCCCACUUAAAUUUGCCUGUGUAUAGGUUAAUUAUAAAAACUGAAAGGGGACAUUAGAUACAUAUGGGCCACAUCAGGUAACUUGAUUUCUAGAUAAACUUGCCAUUAAAGUCAGCAGAGAGCAUACUUACAAUAUUGAUGGCAAAAUCUAGCCCAUAUUUAUUAACCUUAUUAAAAAAUAACAACUUACAUUUUAAAAUACAAUAAUGUUCCUUAAGUGAAGCUGCACAAACAGUGUAUCACUUCUUUGGUCUCUCAGAUCUAUACUGAAUCUUCUUCAGUGACUAAGGUUUACUUGCAUAUUACAAAAUGAAUCCUUUUUUACGCAGAACUGUACCCGAUAACAAGGAGGUUACAAAACAGCAAGUGUCAGGGUCAUCUUUCCUUUUAAAAGAAUUAAGCCAUACUUUGUGAGGGCCAGAAGGAUUAAAUUCUUAAUGCAUCCCCACUGGAAAGUGAAGUUGAAAAUAACCUUAAACGUUUCAAGAUCUGUCUUUAUACAGUUUUACUUGCAAAAAUUUGGGGCUUCAAUACUUUGCCUAAUAUUUGUACCAUACUGGUGUUUUCUACUCCUCAGACAAUAUUAUAAAUUUGAAUCUGAAGUUUAUAUUGAAGGCAAGUUACAGUACUCUUUUUAUAUCAUUUAAAAGAUGACCUGACCAAAAAAAUAACAGGAUUCAUAAUAUCAGGGAUCAUUUUACUAUUGACUUAACAGUACUCAGUAGUUUUGUAUGUAAUAUUAUAAUUAAUUUUCAACAUUUUAGUACUUGUAUUUAUUUUUUGGUCAGAAAUAGUAUAUUAAAAUAUUUUUUGAUAGUUUAUAGAUGAUACUCAACCUGUAAGUGUUUAAAGGAACAGAAUUAUUUGUUUCUAAUUAUUAGGCUAACCUUUGAUUACACAACUAAGGAAAGGCAGGGAAAUGUGUAGAUUCUCCUUCCCCAACCCCUAUGUACUCCAUUAAAUGUCAUUUAAAUUACACACUUUGAACUGUUUUAUAAAUUCAGUUACCAGUCACUACUUAGUAAUUGACAUUUUCUGAAAAUCCAUGUUUCAGCAGAAUUUUAAAUGAAGGCGAAAGCAAGCCCUACAUGCUUUCUACUUAUUUGAAUGUUUCUCAAGUAUUUUAUAUUAAAAAACAGUGCCUCUGUUUUUAGAACUACUGCUCAGUAAAGCUGUUUAAACCAUUUCUGGUAGCUAAUGACAAUUUUAUAUUAAAUUGUAUAUUAACUUUAGUGAGACUGAUUUUUUAGUUGUUUACAGUACAAAUACUUGUAUUUGUUUUUUAAUUGCAGUAUUUCCAUUGUCGCAGUAAUUUAGUAAAACUCUGUGGCUGCCUUGAUUUUUGACAGAUUUUUGUUAACAACUGAUUUUUAGGCAAUUAGUUAUAUUUAUGCAUAAAUCAAUUGCACUAUAAUUCAUGAAUUAUUUAUUACAAUAUUUUCUAAUGAAUUCCAUGUAUUUGUCUUGUGUUGUAAAUGUACUGUAAUUCUGUUUCUUCUUUGUGUUGUUAUAUUCCUAAAUCUGAUUGUAUGAAUUUAAUUGUUUAGUUAACGUGUUUCUACGUUGUAAUUUGUAGUAAAGCACUUCAAUGCUUUUGCACAUAAAUUUACAACACUGAUGUGUGAUUGAUUUGCUCAUUCAGUAAAAAAAAAAAAAAAAAAAAAAGAAAAAGAAAAGAAACAAAAAACCUGUACACUGACUCAUUUGACUUACUCCUGAGGCACAUAUUUAACAGGGGCAUUAGAUCAAGACCUGUACAAAUUAAGCAUUUAAUGACUAAUUUACUAUGAGAAUUUCAUAUAGCAGAGAUCAUAGCUUUAAGGAAGGGUGCUAUAUGGGUGCUUAAAUGGAACCAAAUAUUCAUUUUACUAAUACUAUUGUGGAUAAAAUACAGCUUUGGGGGAGAGAUUUAUUUACUUAGGAAGUUCUGUGAGUACAAACUGAUAGUUCCAUCAGAGUUCUAUGCAGUCCAUACAAGUACCUGCAGAUGUGUUCUGUUCCCAGUUCUGCCCCUCUGCUCAGUCUUCAGCGACAUUGCUAGGUCGGUCCAACAGGGACAGAACUUUAGGGAAGGAGAUCUUUUGGGAGUCCUCUCAUAAGAACACUUUCCUGAGAAUUUUCUGGAUUUGAGGAUAAAUAUUUGCUUAUAUCUAAAAUAAUAUGCUGAAGGGCUAGUUCUUAACCUUACCACAUCUCUGCCUUUGUGCCAGUUCUGGACUCCAGUCGAUCAUCACUCUGUGGUAUUAAAUGCCCCUUCCAUUACAACUAAUGUAAUUCCAUGCUUGACCUUUGUCUUCAGGGCUUUUGUACACAGAAGGUGUUGGGGGAGCAGCGUGUAUUGCUCCCGUCCCCUCUCAACUCCUCCAUUUCCUAUCCACUCUCACUGGCCACCUUUUUUUGUGUCUGUUGUAGGAAGUGUAAGGCAGCUCUGUGAAGGAAGGAUGCAGCUGUGAAAUAGCUCGUCCUUCUGUGCCGUUAAUGCUAAAGUCCUUUGUCCCAAAGAGAGUCUUAACUGCUGUGUGACAACACAAAUUUAAAGGGCUACAGGGAGCCCUUUCAAUUUUAUUGAAAAGCUAUUAAAGGAGUUUGUCUAAAUAUAUGGACAUCUCUACAGAGAGAGACUCUCUCGAAAGAAAAAGCGUUGUUUUAAAGCUUCUGUGUGUUUGCAGAGUAAACUCUACUCCCAGAUGGUGACCAUGUCAAGGCUGCUGCAUUUUCACAAGCUUCAGAGACCUUUUGGAGUAUGGUAGCAUUGCCCUAGGUGAAGUUGUCUGUCAGCUUUAGAAACUAACACACACGAAGGGAAAGCAAGUUUUAGUUGUGUUACACAAGGGUAGGUAGCUAGGAAAUAAAUCAUGUUAGGAGAAUGUCCAGUAUGUCCGCAGUAACCAGCAUAUUAUUUUUUAAUAGAUUAAUCUCAACAUAUCAAAUUCAGAGCAGUUUUAACUUUGAGAAGGUUUUAGCACUUGGGAAGGUUCUUCCGCCAGUGAGCAUAUAUGAAGUAGCAAUUACUUACAUUCUGGAUACAAGCAGUCUCCAUUAAAAUAUCUCCAGUGAAACAUCAUUAGACAGAGCUUGCAAGCCUGGAAAGACACAGACAUCUGUUUAGAGAUUUGUCCAUAAAAUCUGUACAGUAGCCAUCAGGUAGCAAAUUAUUACAUAGCAAAAGGACUGUGAUUUACAAACAAAAUACUGAAGACCUGGUGCUUGGGGUGUUUUUUGGUUUGGUUUGUUUUUUGUUUUUUUUUUUUUCUCUUUAGCCUUUUAAUACAUUAUUUCAUUAAAGUCAUGGUGGGGAGGGCAAUUAUUUUUUAUCCAUAAUUGUAUUACUAGAAUAAGCUUUGUUUUCCCAAGUGUAGUGAUGCAGUUCGACACCUUGUGACUCCAGAGAAAUAACGUUCUGAAUCUUCCUAGUGCAGGGGUGUUUCAAAACUAGUUAAAACCUGACAUAACAUGCCCUUGAAUCAUGUUUUUUAUUUUGGAUUGCAAGUGCAAAGAGGGUUUUAGUCUUUUUAUGUCUCCAAUUUAAAUAUAAUCACAAUUUCAAUUGGUAGCAUCACAAUUAUCUUAGGCUUUUGAGUUAGCAGUAGAACCUAAUGAUUGAUUUUCAAUAUAUUCCAUUUCAUACUAAAUAUUGCAGAGGAAGGAAAGAACGCAAGGGAUUAUUAAGCAUAGUUGGCUGUUUUCAAACUCUAAACAUUAAAAUCCACAUGGGGCAUUAAAAAUACAAAUUUGUGUGUAUAAUUUCCAGUAAGAAACCUGAAGCUAAAAGUUAUUAUUGAUGUUAAUUACGUUGGGUAUGAGCUAACAAAAAAAUAGGUAACUUUUUAAUAAAUAUAUUCCAUUUUAAAUAUGUAUGUUCCUUGUUCAGCACAAUUGUAAAACUAACCAAAAUGAAGGUUUUCUGAAGUACAGGCUUAAAUGCAAAAAGUUACAUAAGAUAAUAUUAGGACAAAAAGUUAGUGUCAUGUUCAGAGUUUGGUGAUAUGUUUAAACAAUACAUACUUUUCUAAAACAG
Messenger RNA from Anas platyrhynchos (mallard), 7476 nucleotides. It is a transcript of the gene LCORL, whose product is annotated as ligand dependent nuclear receptor corepressor like. The record is from RefSeq and is a predicted model, not a curated record. Gene Ontology annotation, biological process: regulation of transcription by RNA polymerase II. Gene Ontology annotation, cellular component: nucleus. Gene Ontology annotation, molecular function: DNA binding. Lineage: Eukaryota; Metazoa; Chordata; Aves; Anseriformes; Anatidae.